Messenger RNA from Emys orbicularis (European pond turtle), 783 nucleotides. RefSeq names its product autophagy related 10 (gene ATG10). Bases 53 to 736 code for a protein of 227 amino acids. NCBI's taxonomy places the organism in Eukaryota, Metazoa, Chordata, Testudines, Emydidae. Gene Ontology annotation, biological process: protein lipidation; macroautophagy; protein modification by small protein conjugation. Gene Ontology annotation, molecular function: Atg12 transferase activity. The transcript is spliced from 11 exons. The record is from RefSeq and is a predicted model, not a curated record. Gene Ontology annotation, cellular component: intracellular anatomical structure.
GUCCCCACCUGAGACUGGCAGUUGGCGGAGGAGGGGCGCAGUGCUGUCAGCGAUGUCACUUAACUUGGAUACUGAAGAUGACUUCUAUCUGGAAGAAAAUAGAUUCAAGCAGUGUUGUGCAGAGUUCAUUAAACAUUCACAGCAAAUAGGAGAUGGUUGGGAGUGGAAAAGUAUAAAGGACUUUCCUGAUGGCUAUAUGAGUAAAACACACUUCCAAAUGAAAAAUGGAAAUGCCCCAUCACACAAUGGCCUUACUGAGACCCAUGGGCAAUUGUGUUUCCCUAUGAAAGAGGCUUUUGAUGCCCCCCUGGAUGAUUCUGAAGUAGCCGGAAUCUGUGCAACAUCAGAAGUGAUUCGUUAUGAGUAUCAUGUCUUGUAUUCCAGCAGCUACGAAGUACCUGUGCUUUACUUUAGGGCAUGCUUUUUAGAUGGAAGACCUUUAACUCUAGAUGAAAUUUGGGAAGGCGUUCAUGAAUGCUACCGGGCUCGUCUACUGGAGGGGCCCUGGGACACCAUUACACAACAGGAACACCCAUUACUUGGUCAACCAUUCUUUGUCCUUCAUCCCUGCCGGACUAAUGAAUUCAUGGCUCCUGUAUUGGCUAAUUCACAAAGAGAAAACAGGAAUAUAAACUACAUUACAUCAUGGCUGAGUAUUGUAGGCCCAGUUAUAGGGCUAAAUCUACCUCUGAGUUAUGCAAAACUAGUGUCUGAACAGAAUACAAAAACGGAUUAAAUCAAAAGGGCCCCAAGUUGAAGCAGAGGUAUUUGUGAAUUGUAAAG